AUGAUACCGGAGAAUGAUACCCACAUCCAUGAGUUCAUCCUCUUGGGAUUCCCUACUAUCACAGAGAUGCAGGCUCUAUUGUUUUUAAUUUUCCUCAUUAUGUACUUGUUGACUGUCCUUGAAAACAUAGUCAUCCUCGCUUUAAUCAGAAGAAAUCACCAACUCCACAAGCCCAUGUACUUUUUUUUAGGCCAUCUGUCUUUCCUAGAGGCCUGGUACAUCUCAGUCACUGUUCCCAAAUUGCUGGUCAACUUUGUGGUGAAGAAUAAGAGCAUCUCCUUCACGGGCUGUAUGGCCCAGCUCUACUUCUUCGUUGCCCUGGUCUGUACUGAAUGUGUCCUCCUGGCUGUCAUGGCUUAUGACCGCUAUGUGGCCAUCUGCAACCCCAUGCACUACCCAGUCAUCAUGAACCACAGCGUCUGCAUACAGCUGGCCAUGGGGUCUUGGCUGAUUGGCUUUCUGAUAUCUAUGAUAAAGGUCCUUUUCAUUUCCCGCCUCUCUUUCUGUGGCCCCAACGUCAUCAAUCACUUCUAUUGUGACAUCAGCCCUUUGCUCAAUCUCUCUUGCACUGAACGGUUAGUUGCAGAGAUGGUGGAUUUUGUCUUUGCCUUGCUUAUUCUGUUGAUCCCUCUCUUUGUCAUCAUAAUUUCUUACGUAUACAUAAUCAGCACCAUUUUGUGCAUUCCCAUGGCCCAGAACAGGAAGAAAGCCUUCUCCACCUGUGCUUCUCACUUGACUGUGGUCAUCAUCUUCUUCUCAGCAACUCUCUUCAUGUAUGCCCGGCCCAGGAGUAUAUACUCCUUGGAUCUGAACAAACUGAUUUCCAUAAUUUAUACUAUAAUCACUCCAAUGCUAAACCCAUUCAUUUACUGCCUGAGGAACCAGGAAGUAAAAGACACUUUGUGGAAGCUCCUUUUCUGC
Apaloderma vittatum (bar-tailed trogon) is the source of this 921-nucleotide messenger RNA. Its product is annotated as olfactory receptor 6B1-like. Gene Ontology annotation, biological process: G protein-coupled receptor signaling pathway. Gene Ontology annotation, cellular component: membrane. The record is from RefSeq and is a predicted model, not a curated record. NCBI's taxonomy places the organism in Eukaryota, Metazoa, Chordata, Aves, Trogoniformes, Trogonidae. Gene Ontology annotation, molecular function: olfactory receptor activity; G protein-coupled receptor activity. The transcript has 2 exons. The annotation marks the transcript as partial.